GCUGGAGCCGCCGCGACCCGCAGCGCCGGGCGAGGUGGCUACACCGGGGGCUCCCCCGCCUUCAUCCAUGGGGCUGGGGGUGCCCCUUUCCUGAGCCAGGUUGCGGAUUGGGUGGGUGUGGGGGUUGCUUCCUUUUUCUUUUUUUUCUGGCCGCCAAGCCCCCCCUCCAAGCUCUGCAGCUUCACAGACACACGCUCACACGCUUCACGCAGAGAUGGAGUUUGACUCCUACCAACACUACUUCUACGACCAUGACGCCCAGGAGGAUUUCCACCGCUCCACAGCACCCAGCGAGGACAUCUGGAAGAAGUUCGAGCUGGUACCCACGCCCCCGCUGUCCCCACUGGGGACCCCCGGGGAGAAGAGCUGCUGCCCGGGGGCUGAGGAGCGCUCGGGCUGGUUCUCCCGCUACUGCCUGGCCGGGGAAGAGCCGGAAUAUUUGAUCGGGACGGGGCAGAUCUUCGGGAACCUGAGUGCUUUCAUCCUCAAGGAUUGCAUGUGGAGUGGGUUUUCAGCCCGGGAGAGACUUGAGAAGGCGAUGACGGAGAAACUUUCCACGGGCACUCAAAGGGCCACCCCCCACAAACCUUCCUUCGCGCAGGAUUUGGGGUUCAGCAGCUCCGUCAGCGAGUGCGUGGAUCCUGCUGCCGUCUUCCUCUGCCCGCUGGCCGAGAGCAAGAUCCCCGCGUCCUCGGGCUCCGAGGGCCAAAGCGAUUCUGAAGGCGAGGAGAUUGACGUGGUGACGGUGGAGAAGAGGCAAUCCCUCAGCCUGAGGAAGCCAGUCACCAUCACGCUGCGUGCCGACCCCCUGGACCCCUGCAUGAAACGCUUCCACAUCUCCGUCCACCAGCAGCAGCACAACUACGCUGCCCGCUCGCCGCCGGACGCCUGCCCCCCACCGGAGCCAGCCCAGCAGGACGAGGACGAGAGCCCCCCCGAGCCGCAGAGCGCCGCGGAGCCAGCCCCUGCCGCCGCCCCUCUGCCCGAGCCUGGCUUGCCAAAAGCCGGCAGCAGCCCCGGCUCCGACAGCGAGGACGUGGCCAAGAGGAAAAACCACAACUACCUGGAGCGCAAGCGGCGCAACGACCUCCGCUCACGCUUCCUGGCCCUGCGGGACCAGGUGCCCGGGCUGGCCAGCUGCCCCAAGACACCCAAAGUGGUGAUCCUGAGCAAAUCCUCCGAGUACCUGCAGUCGCUCCUCAGCGCCGAGCGGAGGAUGGAGGCUGAGAAGCGGCAGCUGCGGCUGCAGCAGACCCAGCUGCUCAAACGGAUUGCUCACCUCAAGGGGCAUUAGCGCCCCAUGUGUCCCCUCCCCCCACCUCCUCCCAACCCUGGUCCCCACCAUCCUGCAGCUCCCUCUCAAUUUGCACAUUUUUCAAGGUUUGGGUUGGGGUUGGUUGUUUGAACUGUUGGUCC
Molecule: messenger RNA, 1416 nt
Organism: Dryobates pubescens (Downy woodpecker)
Lineage: Eukaryota; Metazoa; Chordata; Aves; Piciformes; Picidae
Gene: MYCL
Product: MYCL proto-oncogene, bHLH transcription factor
Exons: 2
Coding region: 215-1294 (359 amino acids)
Biological process (GO): regulation of transcription by RNA polymerase II
Molecular function (GO): RNA polymerase II cis-regulatory region sequence-specific DNA binding; DNA-binding transcription factor activity, RNA polymerase II-specific; protein dimerization activity
Source: RefSeq, a predicted model, not a curated record